UUAGCGGACGGUCGUGGCUAGUGGUUGGUGAUUAUGGAUAUUAAAUCGUCAAUUAACUGAUUUGGGAUUUAGAACCUAAGUUCAGUGUUUUUUAUAGUAACUAAUAAUGAAGCUUUGAAUGAAAGAAUAACAAUGUACCUAAUUAUGGGUGCCAUAAGUAAAUUAAGACUUCUUAUUUAAUCUUCAAAUUCACAAAUGGCUGCGGUUUUGCAUUUGAAAACGAACAAGCAUCCAAAACAUACAACGUACAGAAAGAUCUUUUAUCAUAGGUUUUUUGUUGGCCUGCUUAUAUUUAUUGUGGUCUCUUUAUUGUUUACUAUAGUGCUUAACAUAUUUGCUGGUAGUGGUCCUCGAAAGGAUUUCCAUGAAAACCUAAGAUUGGAUGUAGGGAAUUUGCCAAUUCAAGAACUGAAGAAUAACUCUCCAUAUUCAACUGCUCGAGCUGUUAACUGCACUUAUUGGAAUUGCUUUAACGUCUACAAAUGUGGGAGAGGAGGUCACGAUAAGAUAACGAUUUAUAUUUAUCCACUCCAAGAUUAUAGGACAGAAGAAGGAAAGCCAAUAUCUCAUUUUUCUAAAGAGUUUUAUCAAAUAUUAAAUACGAUUAAGCACAGCAAAUAUUACACUCCUAAUCCUAAUGAGGCUUGUUUAUUUGUACCUAGCAUAGAUACUUUAAAUCAGCACAGUUUUUCAAGUGUACAUGUAUCACAAGCUUUACAGUCACUGGAGUUUUGGAAUAAUGGAGAGAACCAUCUUAUAUUCAAUAUGGUCUCAGGAUCGCCUCCCAAUUAUAACACAGUGGUUGACCUUAACACCAGUGAUGCCAUUAUAGCAGGAGCUGGCUUCAGCACAUGGACUUUUAGAUACGGUUUUGAUGUAUCACUGCCACUUUACAGCCCACUAGCAUAUAGAAUAGAUAACACCCAACCGAAACAUAAGGAUUUUUUAAUAAUAUCUUCACAAACGAAUAUACCACAAGACUAUCUGUCCGAUCUGCAGAACAUUGCAUCGUCAUCUAAUGAUUUGUUAUUACUUGAUAGAUGUAUGAAUACAGAUGAUUAUACCAAAAGAUGUGAGUACACAACUGGUACUGUAUAUAACUAUCCCGAUGUAUUAAAGAACGGUUUGUUCUGCUUGGUUGUCAGAAGUGCAAGAUUAAUUCAAGCAGUAUUGAUGGAUGUAAUUGCAUCGCAAUGCAUACCAAUAAUAAUAGCGGACACUAUUGUGAUGCCAUUCAAUUCACAUGUUGAUUGGAACCGUAUUGCUAUAUUUAUACCCGAAGAGAAUAUAAAGAAUUUAUUGAAAAUUGUACAUUCUGUGAGCAAAGAGAGGCGAGGCGAAUUGUAUUGGCAACUAAGAUGGGUGUAUGAAAAGUACUUUGCCAGUAUGGAGAAGAUUACGUUGACAACUCUGGAAAUUUUAAAUGAGAAGGUUUUUCCUUUGUCGGCCAGAAUGUAUGAAGAUUGGAAUAUGCCAGAACAUUUGUACGGACCAGUGAACCCGCUGUUCCUUCCAGUGACAGCACCAAAGGCAGCAGGCUUCACAGCUGUCAUAUUGACGUAUGACCGCGUCGAGAGUUUGUUCACAUUGAUCAAGAAGCUGGUGAGGACACCCAGCCUAGCGAAGAUAUUGGUGAUAUGGAACAAUCAGAAGAAACCACCGCCGGCAGCAUCUGAGUGGCCAGUGAUUAGCAAACCGCUGAAGGUUAUACGAACUAAGGAGAACAAGCUAUCGAACAGAUUCUACCCGUACGACGACAUCGAGACCGAGUGCCAGCUAACUAUCGACGACGAUAUUAUCAUGCUGACUCCUGAUGAGCUGGAGUUCGGUUUUGACGUAUGGCGGGAAUUCCCGGACAGGAUAGUUGGGUUUCCGUCUAGACUCCACGUGUGGGACAACGUUACUAGCUCGUGGAAGUACCACAGUGAAUGGACCAAUCAGAUCUCUAUGGUGUUGACUGGUGCGGCCUUCCACCACAAGAUUUGGUCGUGGUACUACACACACAAGAUGCCAGUUGAGAUCCGAACAUGGGUUGAUGACAACUUUAACUGUGAAGACAUUGCUAUGAACUUCCUGGUAGCUAAUGUCACAAGGAAACCGCCAAUUAAAGUAGCACCCAGAAAGAAAUUCAAAUGUCCAGAAUGCACGAAUACAGAGAUGCUAUCCGCGGACGCUCGUUACAUGACGCAGCGUUCCGCGUGCGUGGACAGGUUCGCUAACAUCUACGGCCACAUGGCGCUCCGAUCCGUCGAGUUUCGCGCCGACCCUCUGCAGUAUCUGGAGACCAGUGUUAUACCGCCACUCUAUCCCAACAUAGGAGCGCUGUGAUGAGGUUGCCAUAAUCGUGUUGUUGAUUACAUACUCGGAGCAGCCAGUAAGAGGUACGAAGAACUGACACUUGAACAAAAAGCUAGUUUUCUAGUGAAUUACAACAAUAGUGUGACACUUUUGAAGUAAUAAUAAUAGUAUAAAGUUGAAAUACUUAUAUCCGUAUUGUGUUCUAUUCACAAUAUUACUUUGUUUAUUUUAAUAUUACAUAGUUUAAAUUAUGAUUUACCGGUGAAUUAGUUCGCCGGCUAGCCAUAAAAGUUCUCUUUGUUUUUAAUAAUGUCCAUGUUUAUAUGUUAUGGUUAAAAAUUUUGAAAUUAAUAGGUGUUUUGUGUGUUGUCGUCGUUUAUUGUGAAGUAGAUAAGUUUCUAUUUCGUCGGUGUUGUUUGUUUUAAUGUCUUUACUAUGUAAGAUUAAGGAUCUCCGCUGCGCUCCAACUAGAUACCGCAGGCGUAGUCGCAGAGUGUGGCAAUAAUACUACGCCCACGUGGGCGGCCACCUCGAACAAUGUGUGACGUUGACGUGCCUCAUGUUCUGUUAAACUUUGCUAAUAAUUGAAACUAAAAUGCCGGGUUGCGUAGUAAAACUUUGUAAAAAUAAUACUACAAGAAAUAAGAAAGACACUAAGAUUACCUAUCAUCAGUAAGUAUUUUUGUUGUAUUUUAUUAAUCUUAAUGUAAAAAUAACGCGAAGCGUAUGUUGCAAAAUUGGUGGUCUACCUUAACGUGACAUUGGCAAACUUGUGGUAUACCUUCCACAGGAGCCAUAGUAGGAAGAAUAGAAUAGAACUAAUAGUUGCCGUAUUAAAAAAGCUAUUGUUUUUAGGUAGUGCGGUAUCUAGUUUGAACGCAGCGGAGACCAAUCCUUAAUCUAAGUGCACUUUUAUUAUUUUGCUAAAUUUGACGUAUAAUAAUUAAAAUUAAUUAUAAAUGCGUCGGUUUCUUAGACAUUUGAAUAACGAUGUAAUUUGGCUUUUUAAAUAAUAUGAAAAAUUUGCAACACCGACAGAUCUCGAAGUAGCAACACACAUAGUUUGGGAUGUAUUGACAAUAAAUAUAUGAAAGGCUGUUCGCUGUUUAAAAGCGUCCCGCAAAUCAGGGUAAUGUAGUUCUAGCUAAUCUUGGGUUUACUUUCGUGACCAGAGCAUACCAGCUGGUGAGGGAAUGACACGGCAGUGUAAAAGGUAGAGAGAGAAAAUGAAAGCAUGAUUCCCUCACGUUGUAACAGAUGGCGUUGAAAUCAAAAUACUUUUUGUUGUUAUUUUAUACGUAUACUUUUAUGUACGUUGGGUUGUUGAUAUGUAUUUGUUAUAUUAUGAAUUGGUCGUCAUUAUAUUUUUGCAUUUUUCUAUAUUUAACUCUAAAAGUAUGUUUAAAAUUUUGUCAAAGUAAUAUUAUGCAUAUCAAAACUUUUUAGAUUCUUUGAACCACUAAAGUGAAUGUUUCGCAAUGUUUAAUAUUUUCAUCAUCUUGAAGAUUUUUUGAGUACAUAAUAUAUUCAUAAUUUUAUAUUAACUUGCUUAAGUUAUAGAUCAAUUUUAAUUAACUCUGUGCCAUUUUUUUAAUCUUAUAUUAAGUUGUAUCGGCGUUGUGAAGAGCAGAUUUUUAUUGCAUAUUUUUUAUAUUAAUACACAUUGUAAAUAUUUAUUUGGGGGCAGAAUAAGUUCAGUAAGUACUGAAGGAAAACCAUAUUGUUUUUUUUUAAACUAUUGAAUGAAAAUCUAAUUAGGCCGUGGUUUCAAGUUGAAAUUAACUUAAGUAGUUUAUUCAUACAGCGAAUAUACGGACUUUAAUGCCACAGAUAUACUCAAAACGGGGACAAAAAUCGUAACCUUAUAAUAAUAAACUUUAAAUUAAUAAGGACCCCAAAGAAAGUGGUUACUCACGUUUUACAUACAUAUUGUGUCUCUCGGCACGUGUCGGUUUGUUAUUGAUUUUGGCAAGGCAUGUCCAUAUUAUGACUUACGUAUUCACUGGACUUAUUAUGACUCUUUCCACUGCGGCUGAGAUCUAAAGAGCGUACUGAGACUUUGCUCAGAUAUUACAUACAUAAAUGUUAGCUUAGAUUUUGCUGAGCAUAAGAUAAGAGAGCCCAAUAGAAAGGUCGAGCGCGCGUGUCAUUUUACACAGUAUAUUGUCGAUUAUAUUUUAACAAACUUGCUACUAUUAAAUUAUAACAGUAGCAAACUUAUUUGAUUCAUAAUUUUAUAGAAAUAAGUGGAAAUCGAUGAAUGAUUUAUGUGAAAUACGGACUUGUUAACUUAUUGGGUAUGAGAAAAGGAACGCUUUUUUAGAUGCGUGACAGUGAUGGGUGACAGAGGACAGUGUAGUAUACGGGAAUUUUAUAAGUGUGUAAAAAUACGGACUUCGACUCAACUCGCUAGAUAAGUCUGAGUAAAGUCUUCAAGUUCGCUCUAUAAAUCUCAGCAUUAUACAUAGAAAUAUAUUUUGACAGGACAUGUCCACGUUAUGACUUACGUAUCCACUUGACUUAUUAUGUAAUUUUGUUCGAAUGUUUAUAAGUGUAAUAUCAUAUAGCAGCUAAUGAUCUCCGGUUUAUUAUAUUUUUUUAUAAGAUAACAUUACCUUUUUCACUCAAGAUCGGGCGUUUUGUUCUAGAGUCGACUAGCCCUAAAAAGUAAGCCUAAAUAGAAUAAAAAAAUAAAAAUUGGAAAUUUAUUGUGUGAAGUAAAAUUCUAAAUAAAUUUAAGUAGUAUAGGCGAUGUUAGUCCACUUCGACAUAUCGGUGCUUUUUGAUGAUUAUUCCUAAAGAGUAGACAAUUAUAAUUAUUAUGAUACGAGAAACGCACGGAAUGUAGCACUUAGAUAUUAUAGAUUGUUUAGUUUGCGGUAUUUUUGUAUCGUUCGCGUAUAAUAAUAAUAAUAUUGACACACUUUUUACACAAAUUAUCUUGCCCAAGUUAAGCAUCUAUAUAUAGCCUGUGUUAUGGGUUACAAGACAAUGAUAUAUUUAAUACAUAAUACUUACUUAAACAUACAUAAAUACAUUUAAACAUCCAUGACUCGGAAACAAACAUCUAUAUUCAUCAUAUAAAUGCUUGCACCUACCGGGAUUCGAACCCGGGACCUCUAGCUUAGUAGGUAGGAUCGCUAACCACUCGGCUAUACAGGUCGUCGAAUGGAUGUAUGGAUUUAAUUAUUUUUUAUUUGGCAGUGAUGAAUGUAGCUAUAGAUGGAGAUAUAAUAGUUAUCACUGUAUGUUUUAUUGUAGAAAUUCGUAGAAGUAUCAAUGAAAUAUUUUCAUUUUUUUUUUACUUUUUACUAUGAAAUGUAAGAAUAUAUUUAUGCAGUUAUUCAGUAGAAUCAAUGUAAUCACAAAAUUUACUAUUGCUUCACUAUCGCGUUUCAGCUGAGAAGAAGCCACAAGAAACUCAGUGAGUAAAAGAUUUAUUGUGAUUCCAUAAUAUAAUAACAGACACUCGACGUAAAUGAUUAAUAGCAAUCUAUUUCACUGCCAAGCAGCCUUAUGGUCUUUCAAACUGUAAUACGGCCUUAUAUUUCAAUUUACUUUAUAAUGUACUCCGUUAAUAGAGAUUAAAUUAUAUUUUUGUCAUAGAUAUUGUUGGUUCGUCCAUUUUUCUCUUUGUUGUAUUUGGUAUGGUGCGAUAGUUAAAUUAUGUAUCGUGGCGCAUAUAGUUAUUCCGUAAUAAGUACAGUGCUCCCAAAUUAAUAAUGCGCAUACAGAUCUUCGCUAAUGGGCGUAUUCCCGGAAACACCCGAAUCAUACAAUCGUCCCUAAAGAAUGCACUUGCAUUUUGCACCUUGUGCGGAAGAAAUAGGAGUCAAUUCAUGUGUUCACAAUACGAAAACAAAUCGGGCGGUCGGCUGUGGUAGCCGGUCAGUCAGUCGUCUUUAAGUAUUGGUGCCGACUGCACGUGUUCAGUCUAUGUGGAAUUAUAUAGAGCUCCUAUUACACACCCCUCUUGUUAUUAUUAUUGUAAUAUAAUUCUACUAAAUUAUGCAAAAGUAAUGCAUUUUACCACUCUAUAUAGAUAUCGUCUCCCGACGGUUGGGAAAUACGAGCGUUGCCGAAAAGUGGCGAAGAUCUGUAUGCGCACUAUUAAUUUGGGAGCACUGUAUAUAUUUACCACGUCAUAAUACUAGAUAGAUAGAAUAUUUAAUAAUUAUUUUACAUAAAAUAUUUUUUACUUUUAUAUCAAUUAUAUCCCAUAUUCUGUUUAUUACAUAAUAAGUACACUAGAUCGAAUUGCCAUUUAAAUCAUUAUUUAUUUAGCGUUUUUGUACAGUUUAUAGAUUUUAUUUCUAAGCAUAACUUUGCGUAUUUUUCAUAUUCAAUCGUAGCCAAAGAGUUCGUCGCCUAGUCUCGAAAGGUUUUUAUUAAAGAAAAAAAAUGUUUAUAGUGGGAGUUACCGACUAUAAAAAUGUCAGACUGAAAGAUUUUUAGGUUAUCUAACUGUUUAGUUGCGACUGUUCCCGCAUCUUUUUCUUUAUAUAUAUAAAAAUCCAGUGUCCUGAUGUUUGUUUCCAAUGACCUAUUAAACUAAUUAACAGAUCUUAAUGGGGAUUACUUCAUGGAGUGCAGUUUAGUCCAACUUGAGCGAUAGUAUAGUUUUUAUUUCGAUUUGGGACCCAUAAUUUUGUUUAUAUCCAAUAUUUGUUUUGUAUGGACAUAUAUUCUGUGAGAGAAUUUAUUGACGCACGGUUUGACAGUUUUGCUGUGAAUGAAUUUCAUUAUAACAACAAGGAGCAUAUUAUGUUACGAAAUAAUUAUUGAUGUUAUGGUAUAUUAUUGACAAAUUCAUACAAAACCGUAUUUUAUCUAUUAUGUACAGAACAACGUCUGUCGGGUCAGCUAGUUAUUAAUAUAAACCCGUAAAAACUUUUGUACUUCAGCAUAUAUAUUGCUUAUUCCCUAUAAUUAGUAAAACGCCUUCAAAAAUAUAAAUAUAACCCAAAAUUCUCAGUGACAUCGCAUUUUGCGCUCGUCAGUUUAAGAUGAUGUUAAGUCUCACUACGCCAGUUUUAUCAGCUUACGGCGACCUUCAAACGGAAACGCAAUAAUACUUUACCAGUGGGAGGCUCCUUUGCACAGGAUGCCGGCUAGAUUAUGGGUACCACAACGGCGACUAUUUCUGCCGUGAAGCAGUUAUGUGUAAGCAUAAUUAAUGUGUUUCAGUCUGAAGUACGCCGUAGCUAGUGAAAUUCCUGGGCAAAUGAGACUGAACAUCUUAUGUCUAAAGGUGACGAGCGCAAUUGUAGUGCCGCCCAGAGUUUUUGGCUUUUUCAAGAAUCCUGAGCGGCACUGCAGUGUAAUGGGUAGGGCGUACCAAUUACCAUCAGUUGAACGUUCUGCUCAUCUCGUCCCGUGGUGGCAUAAACAAAUACUUGCACAUUAUUGCUUCAAUUUAUUGCCAUGAGGUACCUAUUCUGUGUUUAAUAUCGCGGACUUUUUUUAAAAGAUGUAAUAAACAUAUCUUCGUAUGCCAUUGCCAUAACGUAUAACUAACAUUUAGGCAUAAUGGGAUCAUACUUGUAUGGGACUUUCGCAAUUAAACAGUUAAGUUAGUGUAACUGUAGUGUAGUGUAAGUGUAAAAUAGUGUAAGCUUAGUAUAUACUAGAUAUCGGAUAUACAUUGAGUUACAUUAUUAAAUGUUAUAAUUGUGUUGCGGAUAGGAUUUUGAAGUAAGAUCAAUAGAUUUUUCAUCGGUAGUAUUUUUUGUAGUGUUGAUAUGAAAAUAGUUGUAUUGAGUAAUUUUUUUUUAAUUUGCUUUACACCCACAGUGGCUUACUAGAAAAAAUACAUCAAUUCUAUAGAUUACUAGAAGAGUUUCGUUUUAUACUAUUUGAAUUGAAACUAUUCAGUUAGGUAUUUAAAUUAAUUAUUGAAACAUAUAAGACUCACUUGAAAAGUAAUGCCCCAAUACUGAUAAGAGCGGGCGUAACUCAAAAGAAAAUAUUUAUGUCAUGAAAUAGCUCGUUCACUCCGACUCCUAGGUGUGGUAAUAUCUAUGUUAUAAUAACAUUUACCACAUAAAUGUUUUUUUUUUUGGCAACACGUGUAUUUUAUUCAUCGAUCCUUACAUGAUUUAUACCUUUUAUUUUGAGCAAUGCACGCACACCAUCAAAAAAAUACAUACGAGUUGCGAGUGUAAGACGUAGCUUGUCACGCACACUAAAGUAAUUAUCCUGGCCUGUUUUCGUCGGUUGUCUAGCAGCAAGAGACUCCAUCUGGACGUAUAAAUUAUGUAAGGUUAGACAUUAUAACUCUGUACAAUUUGUUUUUUUUUUUUUGAAGUGAUAACCCUCACUUGUGGGAUUAAUUACACAAAUUAAACAUGAAAACAAAAUUUAUGAACGAUGCGAAACUCGAACCCGAAGCUUAUGCGUUCCGUGCGAGCGCUCUUUCAACUGAGCCAACCGUUCGAGUUACAUAUCGUUGAUAAAUCUUGUAGGCUUUUUCAACUCUCCGGUUGUCGCUUCACCUGCAGGAUCUACUUUACAGUUGAUAACCUGCUCAAGCCCAAUAUUUGCAUAUUAGGAAAUUGACUUGAGAUGUCGCCCUUUCAAAUCUAAACAAUUUGUUAUUUUUUUUAAAGGCAACGCGACAGGUUGCUUUUUCCAGUCCCACAUCGGUCAUAAAUUUUGUUUUCGAAUUUAAUUUGUGUAAAACUGUAGUCAUAUUUUAAAAGUAUAGCUUUAUGAUUAGUACACACAUAUCGUAUAUAGAUGUACAGUAACCAUUGAAGAUUGUUUACGAUAUGUUUUGAUUAUUCCCCGACUAUUGAGCAUUCGGUACCGCGCGCCCGCUUACCUCAGUCGGUUGAUUGAACUGUUUGUAUUGCGAAUAUAUAAUAAUAAUAAUAUUGACACACUUUUUUACACAAAUUAUCUUGCCCCAAAGUAGGCAUAUAUAGCCUGUGUUAUGGGUUGCAAGACAACGUUAUAUUUAAUACAAUAUACUUACUUAAACAUACAUAAAUAUAUAUAAAAAUCCAUGACUCGGAAAUAAACAUCCAUAUUCAUAAUAUAAAUGCUUACACCUACCGGGAUUCGAACCCGGGACCUAGGAUAUAUAGUAGUAGGGAUUCCCCGGUUCUGCCACCCGGGAAUAUGGCUCACUUGUUCGUGAUGCCUACUAAAAAAAAAGGGUUUGUUGUCUUCAUGUCUUCAAAAAUGUGAUCCUUGGCUGGGAUUUCUUUCUUUUCUGCUUGGGCACAUAUGCAGCAAAAUUUUUUUUUGACGGCCAUAUACAGUAUUUCAUACGAAUGUUUACCAAGUAUUGCUGCCGCUCCUGAGAGUGAGGAGUAGUUUUUCUGAUAUGACCUUUUUGCCCAGCACCCAUGAGCGACUCAAUGUCAAUUCCAUGAAUGUGUGAUAGAGGCAAUGCAAUUUUUUUUAUUAAUAUAAGGGACGAGACGAGCAGGACGUACAGCUGAUGGUAAUGGAUACGCCCUGCCAUUGCAAUGCAGUGCCGUUCAGGAUUCUUGAAAAACCCCAAAAAUUCUGAGUGGCACUACAACUGCGCUCGUCACCUUGAGACAUAAGAUGUUAGGUCUCAUUUCCCAGUAAUUUCACUAGCUACGGCGCCCUUCAGACCGAAACACAGUAAUGCUAACACAUUACUGCUUCACGGCAGAAAUAGGCGCCGUUGUGGUACCCAUAAUCUAGCCGGCAUCCUGUGCAAAGGAGCCUCCCACUGAUAAUUACCCCUAUCACAUUCGUUACUACGAUUAAAACGACAGUUUUGUGCUGUGUUUACUAUUAAUAUUUCAAACGUGAUUUUAAUAAAGUAUAUAAUAAAACAUCGUUGCAGAUGGAAACUUUUUUUUUUACUAGGCAUCACGAACAAGUGAGCCAGAACCGGUGAAUCCCUACUAUUAUCGAUGUAUUGAAACAUAUACAUAAACCGUUUAGUUAUGAGCAUUUUUAUUUCGUGUGACGCAAUAACGUUUGUAAAUGAAAUAACAUAUCAAAAUAUGACAAUAUCUAUUUUUAUCUUAGUAGUAUUCAUUUUUAUUGUUUCAACUACCUAGCAUAAUUUUAAUGAGAAAAUUCCGGCCCUUUACAAUGCAGUGGUCGUCAAGUAAAGUGAAAAAUAGUUUAUAAUAUUAGUCUCAAAUGGCAGCUAAAUGUUGUGUUUUACGGCCGUUCCCAACAUUCAGUCUUAUCUCUUACUUGAGAUAAAAAUCGUAACUAUCGUUGACUUAUCUGCCCCUAUAAACUUAUCGACGGUAACUCACCUUAUCCGUACACGCUAUCUGUCAAUGGGACGACGUAUAGCUUACCAGCGAUAGAAGUUUGUAUGGAAAUUGCAAUCCACGUCCCAUCCCAAUAUAAGGCGAUAAGAAUGACUUAUCGGGUAUAUUGGAACAGCUUCAGAUUAUUGACAGUAGAAGGUAGUAAUUUAUCUCUAUGUGUAGAUAGUAUAUUGGGAACGGCCUUUAGUGAGUCGUUAAAUUCGUGAUUUAACCGUCAGUGUUCAAUCGAAAAUGGUCCAUCCUCUUUUAUAAAAUUGAAAUUCAUAGAUUUUUUAUAUCGAAAGAUCUUUCAUAACCCGCCAUGUAUCGUGACUUUUUUUUAAACAGAUGUUACUAACAAAAAACAAAACUAGAAUAUACAUAAUGGUCAUAUAUCACAUUGGUGUACCUCUAGGAAGGACAUCCCAUCAUCAUAAGGGCUUAACCCUACUGCUGUCCCUGUCUCUCUGGGAUAUCAAUUCUCUAGAAGAGAAGAAGAGCUUCUCUAGUGAACUUUUCUCUUGGAGAUCUAAUGAUUGUUUAUAUGUGACAUUAAACUGUCUAGAAUCUUAAUCAUUACAGUUUAUAUAACUUUUUUUUGGUUAUUCACAUUCCUUUCUGGACGUAUGUAUGAUGAAAAAAAAAGAAAAUGGUAGCAUGUUGUAGAUAUAGGUGUAAGUGAGUAGUACUUAAUAUAUAGUUAACUCAUUGAGAUGUACAUCUUGUAAAUAGUUUAUUGUAUACUGUGAAUAAAUGAAGACAUAUCAAUUUUU
Messenger RNA from Leptidea sinapis, 11320 nucleotides. RefSeq names its product exostosin-2 (gene sotv). Gene Ontology annotation, molecular function: glycosyltransferase activity. The record is from RefSeq and is a predicted model, not a curated record. The coding region runs from base 196 to 2328 and encodes 710 amino acids. Gene Ontology annotation, cellular component: membrane. The transcript is spliced from 8 exons. NCBI's taxonomy places the organism in Eukaryota, Metazoa, Arthropoda, Insecta, Lepidoptera, Pieridae.